AUGGGGAAACGGGGUUCAAAAUGGCUAUCACUUCUACUGUUUGAGCUUUCUCUACUGAAGGCAUCUUCAGAAGUAACGAAAACAUCUGCCAGCUUCUACAACAGCACAAUACACGAGAUCUUACUUCGAGAUGAAAUCGACAACAGCAAUGAUAGAAAGCAGAUACGACAGAAGAGAAGACUACAUCCACAGACUUCCCCAAGCUCACGUGGAUCGUUCACCAUGGAUUCAGCAAGCAAGAGGUCCUAUUACACCAAUCUCGAGCCCACCAUUCCAACCACGCCUGGCACAUUCUGGCGGCAUAACCUAUUGAACAAAGUCUUCCGACAUGGAAGCGAAGAGUUGCACCUGCACUCAGAGACAGAAGUGCUUAACUCUGGCUAUCACAACAGCUUCGACAGUUUCAUCAUUCUUUUCAGCAGUGUUCCACUGCCUGAUGGACGUGAAAAUGUUUUUGGUUAUAGCUACAGCUCAUCAGCUUUGCCAAGGAGCACGGGAAAAGGAAAAGGAAAAGGAAAAGGAAAGGGGGGAUACCACAAGGGAAAGUCAAGCUUGAGCAAGUCAUCGAAAAAGUUUUCAAAGCGUUCCAUCGAUUCAUUCAGGUAUAGGCAGACCCCGGUACAAGUUUAUGAUUUCUACCCAAUUCGUCCCGUCCAUUACGUCUUCCCUGUACGCCCUCCCUAUUCAACACCAUCUGUUUCCGUGCCCCCAGUGACUCAAUCACCCAGCAAAUCCAUAAGUUCUACCGCGAUGCCAUCCAUACUGCCCUCAGCCUCUCCGCAGCCCAGUUUUAUUCCAAGCAUGGUUGUCAGUACUCCACCGUCUCAAGUGCCUUCACAAAACCCGUCCAUUUCGACCUGUCAAUGGACAGUUUGUGGCAACCCAGCUAGCGAUCAGUGCAGUGGACUUGCCUUGGAGCUUUCCAAUAACAUUCGUCGUGGAGGCGAUCCCGAUGGCCAGGAAAUUGCUGUUCGAUGCUGUUCUGACACGGAGCUACCGGACUUUUCUCAAGUUGGGGCCGGUGAUGAUACGUGUCCCUUUGCCGACACACAAAUUAAUGGCGAGUGUUAUCGAUCUGUAAAUUUCCAACAGGCGGUGAGCCUAUGUGCAAGCGUUGAGGCUCGUCUUUGCACAAAGGACGAGUUGGAGCGUAGAUGUACAGUUGGAACUGGCUGUGGUCAUAACGACUACCCCGUUUGGUCGAGUACCUCAGGUGCUUCUGGAUAUUUCGAUUCUGGCGACAACUCGUUCAAAAUAGUGACACCGAGCCAGGAUGAUCAAAAAAUCCAGGAUACUUUCUCGUGUCGGGAAGGAAUAACUUCGGACCUUGGAAUAUUGACAUUCGACGAAGAUGAAUGCUCUGCCGCAUGCCUCUUUUCGGUUCCUUUCACCGAGUUUAAAAACUUUUGCACGGUAAACCCAGACGGACUUUUCCUUUUUACAGUCCCUGGUCCGUUUGAAGCGGACACGGAAUUGUACAUUGGGAAUGUGGCAGACAGUUUCGAACUGGAGUGUGAAGAGCAACUAUCGAUUUCAAUCGCAAACCCAGACCUCGCCUAUAAGGAAAUUGGAAAAAACUUAAAAUGCCCAGUUGGGACCGUUGAUCGUCUCUUCAAGAUUGAUAAUGUUGCGAACAUUGAUGAAUGCUAUAACGCCUGUCGCACAACGACAAAUUGCUCCAAGUUCUCAGUUGGUCUGAACGGCGAACAGUUGAACUGUAUGGGAUGUGUCAAUGAAGCAAACAUGGAGCCAGCAAAUGGCUUCUCUCUAUACGAGCUGACAACGACUUUUGGUGAUGUUGAAGGGCAUUGGUAUUAA
Cylindrotheca closterium is the source of this 1818-nucleotide messenger RNA. The record is from the annotation of a GenBank genome assembly. Lineage: Eukaryota; Bacillariophyta; Bacillariophyceae; Bacillariales; Bacillariaceae.